This is a messenger RNA of Aspergillus glaucus CBS 516.65, 927 nucleotides long. Its product is annotated as putative peroxisomal dehydratase. The transcript has 4 exons. Gene Ontology annotation, cellular component: peroxisome. NCBI's taxonomy places the organism in Eukaryota, Fungi, Ascomycota, Eurotiomycetes, Eurotiales, Aspergillaceae. The record is from RefSeq and is a predicted model, not a curated record. The coding region runs from base 1 to 927 and encodes 308 amino acids.
AUGUCAGCGCCUGGAGCUGGUCACGAAUUCCCGUCCAAGGAGGUUUCCUGGCAGAAACGCGAUGUCUUGCUGUUUGCAACCAGCAUUGGUUGCAAGGCCGAUGAAUUACAUUUCCUCUAUGAACUCCAUCCCAACUUCUCCGUCUUCCCAACUUACCCUUUGAUCCUCCCCUUCAAGCUCACCGACCAGGAAGUCACCGACUUCUACGCGCGUUCGCAGGCGGCUCCGGUCCCCGGCAUCCCGGACUUCGACUACCGCCGCGUAGUAGAUGGUCAACGGAAACUUACCAUCCUGAAGCCCCUUCCUACAACAAGCGCCGGCAAGAAGUUUGAAUUGCGGAAUAAGGUUGUCGGUGUUUACGACAAGGGCAAGCCUGGAACAGUUAUGGAGACAGAGCAGUCGAUUGUGGACAAGGAGACCGGAGAAGUGUAUUCAAAGACUGUGAGCAGCAACUUCUUUGUUGGCCAGGGAAAUUGGGGUGGACCGAAAGGUCCAAGUACCGUGAGCUAUGCGCCGCCGGAGGGCAGGAGCCCAGACGCUAUCGAUGUGGUCCAGACUACUAUGGAAACCGCUCAUCUUUACCGUCUCAACGGCGACUACAACCCUCUCCACGCUACCCCAGAGCCUGGUCAGAAGAUGGGAUUUGGAGGUGUCAUCAUCCACGGCCUUUUCAGCUGGAACUCUGCUGCCCACGGAGUCCUGCGCGAGCUGGGAGGAAGUGACCCCAAGAACAUCAAGGAAUUCCAGGCCCGGUUUGCUUCGCCUGUCAGACCAGGCGACAAACUUACCACGGAGAUUUGGCGGAUGGGCAAUGUCCAGGACGGUUAUGAAGAAGUCCGGUUCGUGACCAAGAAUGACAAGGGCAAGGCCGUUUUGAGCAACGGCCGUUGUCUGUUGAAGGUUGUUGGUCCGAAGAACAAGCUCUGA